CAUCUCAUCUAUCCAGAAUAAUUACGGUGCCGGGGUCUACUUCAACCCACUGAUCAUGUGUGAGGGGAAGCUUAUCAAAUAUGGGGUCAUCGACACUGGUGUUCUGAUUGACGACCUCCUGAACUGGAAUAAUCUGUACAUCGCUGGACGCCUCCAAAAGCCGGUGAAGAUUGUCUCAAUGAAUGAGAACAUGGCCCUUCGAUCUGCCAUGGAUAAAAACCUGAAGAGCGCGGUGACCACCGCCUGCCUCAUGCUGCCAGAAAGCUUCUCGGAAGAAGACCUCUUCAUAGAGAUUGCUGGCCUCUCCUACUCAGGUGACUUUCGCAUGGUGAUUGGCGAGGAAAAAGCGAAAGUGUUGAACAUCGUGAAGCCCAACAUAGCCCAUUUCAGAGAGCUCUAUGGGAGUAUAUUACAGGAGGAUCCCCAGGUGGUGUAUAAAACACAGCAAGGCCAACUGGAGAUAGAUAAAAGCCCAGAAGGACAAUUCACUCAGCUGAUGACAUUGCCCAGAACCUUACAGCAGCAAAUCAAUCACAUCAUGGACCCUCCUGGGAGAAACAGGGAUGUGGAAGAGACUUUACUGCAAGUGGCUCAAGACCCUGACUGUGGUGAUGUGGUGCGGCUAGGGGUCUCAUCAAUCGUCAGACCUUCCAGCAUCAGCCAGAGUACCAAAGGCCUUUUUACUGCUGGUGUGAAGAAGUCAGUGAUUUAUAGUUCACGAAAACUGAACAAAAUGUGGAAAGGUUGGCUGAGAAAAGCAUCCUGACUUGCCUGGUUCUUGUUACGUGUAGAUUGUGAAUAAAUGGCUCCGUGCUUUUUGAUGGA
Messenger RNA from Psammomys obesus (fat sand rat), 825 nucleotides. RefSeq names its product TAM41 mitochondrial translocator assembly and maintenance homolog (gene Tamm41). NCBI's taxonomy places the organism in Eukaryota, Metazoa, Chordata, Mammalia, Rodentia, Muridae. Gene Ontology annotation, cellular component: mitochondrion. Bases 56 to 766 code for a protein of 236 amino acids. The transcript is spliced from 7 exons. The record is from RefSeq and is a predicted model, not a curated record. Gene Ontology annotation, biological process: cardiolipin biosynthetic process; CDP-diacylglycerol biosynthetic process. Gene Ontology annotation, molecular function: phosphatidate cytidylyltransferase activity.